Capsicum annuum is the source of this 3569-nucleotide messenger RNA. Its product is annotated as mitogen-activated protein kinase kinase kinase 5. The coding region runs from base 867 to 2840 and encodes 657 amino acids. Gene Ontology annotation, molecular function: protein kinase activity; ATP binding. The record is from RefSeq and is a predicted model, not a curated record. Lineage: Eukaryota; Viridiplantae; Streptophyta; Magnoliopsida; Solanales; Solanaceae. The transcript has 9 exons. Gene Ontology annotation, biological process: protein phosphorylation.
UAUAUGUACAUACGUAAUCUAGUAUAUUUGACUUCAGCCAGAAAAAGAAACGGUCUAGAGGAAGAUGCUAAAUAGAUAAAAAUAAAGAAUUGGUAUACCAUGGUUGUUAUUUUGACCAUAGGAUAGAUAUAGUUCUCUUGGCCCUCCCUUUCGGGUGCAAUUACGUUUGUUGUUGUCGUACUAAAUUUUAACCCCGUUAUCCUAUCCACCACCUUCUUCAAUCCUGUUCAUUGCCUCCUUCGUUCUCUAUUUCCGGGUAACUCACGGAGGACGACAACUCCGUUGUGGUCUCUUCCUUCUCCUCGAUCCGGCUAUUCUUCUUCAAAAAUAUAUUCCUAAUUAUCUUGUACUGGAUAGUUAGAAUUUAUUGAAGAUUUAUAUAGCUGAUCCAACUUAUUUAUGAUUGAGGCAUUCAACAAAAUUCAUUUAUUCUGGAAUUUCUAUCUUCUUCAAAAGCUAUCAGGAUUUAUCACAUUAGUCCGAAAUUAAAACAUUAUUCUUUGAUUGAUUUGAUUUAAACCAUUUUUUUGGUUUCCUCUAGCCACAUCUUCACCUUCAAAUUUUAAUUGAUCAUUUCGUGCGUGCAUGCAUGCAGAAUGCUCCAUUUGGUGCAUGCAUGAAACUCAUUAUGUCAUCUCUCAACUAUCACACAUGCAAUCAGGCGGAGCUAUAGGUGGAUGUAGAAUGUUUACUGAGUUCUCUUUAUCGAAAAAUUGCAUCUCAUAAAAUGAUUCUUUUUUCUUCAUGUGUACAAAUUCUUGAAUCGCCUUAACAUCGGAGCAAUUCAAAAAUUAAUUUGGCAUAGGGGGGGAUUUUUGUUAAGCCCCACAUCAGAAUUCUUGGCUCUGUCACGUAAAGUGCAUGCAAUGCAUUGGUGGCAGAGCCCAUUCUCAUCUUCCACUCGGACCUCAUCACCCUCCAAUAGAAAGGUUCAUUCCGAUGAUAGUGUGAUUGUCUCUCGCGGAGGCACUACCCGUGGCGUCCUUAAAUCAGCUCUCUUCGGCACCCAAAUAUCACGUAAGAAGAAGAAGCCCCAGCACCGUGGGGACCACAAUGUCGACGAUGACUGGCGUUCUCAGUGUUCGUAUGAAAAUUCUACGGCAGAAGGACGUCCUCGCCCACAGCCCCUCCCGUUGCCGGACUUGCACGCUAUGCUCCACCAUCAUCCCAAUUUGGUUCAAGCCCCCAGUGUUCCACUUCCUUCGCCUAGACAAGGAAUUUCGCAUCAUAAAGGUGGAGAGGAAACAGAUAGAGAUAGGCUGGAUGGUUUUAAUGUCGACGUCUAUCAUCAUAAUGGCGGAGCAACACGAGAGGGCAGAUUAUUAGGUCAAGAUACUCGAAAGAGAACAGUUCACUCUGUAACUCCCUUCUCCAGGAAGAUGCCUCCACGGAUGCUGCUAGUCCCGGAAAGAAUUCCUCCUGACUUUUGGACUAGUGCUCCAACUAGUCCUUAUGCAAGUCCUGCACAUAGCCAACUGAAAGGUGGUGAUCAUACAACGAGUCCUGUUUUUUCCACACUCCCAGGUGUUUUUCAAGUUUGGUCUGCCCCUGAGAUGCCUCCUUCAGAUGCUCCUCAUGGCUUAGGUUUCUCUUAUAACCAUGCUUUUAGUAGUGUUGAUAACUCUCCUCUUCAUAGUCCAAGAUUAAGUCCUCAGCGUAGAUCCAGGAGUCCAAGUGGAUCUGCUUCACCUUUACAUUAUCCACUGUCAAAUGAUCAUAGCCCAGUGGCACGUCGGGAGAAUUGUGCUCAAGGCAAUGUCUAUCCUUUACCCCUUCCUCCUCUUGCUAGUCCUCCCGUUUCACCACCUACCCCUAAAGCAGAUAUAACGCCUAUUAAAGGUCAGUGGAAGAAAGGAAAGCUUAUUGGACGUGGGACAUUUGGAAGUGUUUACGUAGCAUCAAACAGAGAGACAGGAGCUUUAUGUGCGUUGAAAGAAGUUGAAUUAUUACCAGAUGACCCAAAAUCUGCUGAGUCUAUAAGGCAGCUAGAACAGGAGAUCAAUGUACUCAGCCAUCUCAAGCACCCAAACAUUGUCCAGUAUUAUGGCAGUGAAAUAGUUGAUGACCGGUUUUACAUUUAUCUGGAAUAUGUUCAUCCCGGUUCUAUCAAUAAAUUUAUCCAAGACCAUUGUGGAGAAAUGACAGAAUCUAUUGUGAGGAAUUUCACUCGUCAUAUUCUUUGUGGGUUAGCUUACUUGCAUAGUAAAAAAACCAUUCACAGGGACAUUAAAGGAGCUAAUUUGCUUGUUGAUGCUUAUGGGGUUGUCAAGCUCGCAGAUUUUGGGAUGGCUAAGCAUCUAAACGGGCACUCAGCUAAUCUCUCUUUAAAAGGAAGUCCAUAUUGGAUGGCUCCUGAGGUACUCCCCUCAAUAGCACGUUUUUCUAAUUAUGUUGUCUCACUUCCGACAGCUUAUGUUUUCUGUUUCCUGCAGCUCUUACAAUCUGUCAUGCAGAGAGAUAAUAGUAACGAUCUUGCCUUAGCUAUUGAUAUAUGGAGUUUGGGUUGUACCAUAAUUGAGAUGCUGAACGGCAAACCUCCUUGGAAUGAAUAUGAAGCAGCUGCAGCAAUGUUCAAGGUUCUAAGAGAUACCCCACCAAUACCUGAAACAUUAUCACCAGAAGGAAAAGAUUUCUUGCAUUGUUGUUUCCGUAGAAAUCCAGCAGAGAGGCCGUCAGCUAGUAUGUUGCUAGAACAUCAAUUUGUGAGAAUCUCGCAUCAUCCAGAAGUUCCUUCUUUUGUUGAGCAACUUAACGGGAUAAAACUGACAGAAAAGUUGCAUACUCAAAUAGAGCAGCUAAGUUAUAAACUUGACUCGGUGCAUGUAUCAUUAGAAAGAUAGCACUCGGAAAGAGCUGGCAAACAGAAGCAAAAGUUGUGAUCCGAAGAAUGGUCCUCAGAUGUGCAAAUUCACUUCAAUGUCUGCCUGCCUCUGAAGCUGUAUGCGCACAGGACAGCAAUGAUAUAAUUUGUAUUCUAACGUAGCAAUGGCACUGCACCAUGCUGUUUUGCUCUUUCAACUCCCAUGGCCGUCCCUAGUUCAUCCAUUCCCAUUAAAGAACAGAUGAAUUCUGGGCUGACUACUAUGAGCACAUGCCCAUCUGGUGCAGUGGCUUGGAAGCAAGCUAUACCUAUACUAUCUUUAUUGAUGUGGUUUUCUAAAAAGACCUCGACUCGUGAAUACAUUACAGACCUUUAUGAUCAAUGUGUUAUGUGCUCUGUAGAUAGCUUUGAGCCAUAGGGAGUUGGAGCCAAGAGGCACUCCCCUCACUUACAAGUUGAGAGGAAGUUAAGUUUUUUAGUCCAGGGUAAUUUCCCUGGAGACCUUGGAUCUUAUCUUUUGUGUAUUUAUAACAAAAAAUGCAGCUUCGAUGAGAGAAAAUGCCAUAAAUAGUCCCUUAUGCCAUAAAUAGUCCCUUUAAUAGAAGGGCAGAUCUAAAAUAGUCCCUUCACUAUACACUUACUCAGUUUUGAUUUUUAACCUAUUUACAAACUUAUCAAGUUUGGUUUUUGAUUAUUUUUUAUAAAAACAACGUAGGGUUUAUAUUAAUAAAAUUUCUGCUUUUGUGAA